This is a messenger RNA of Brassica oleracea var. oleracea, 939 nucleotides long. RefSeq names its product transcription repressor OFP3. The record is from RefSeq and is a predicted model, not a curated record. NCBI's taxonomy places the organism in Eukaryota, Viridiplantae, Streptophyta, Magnoliopsida, Brassicales, Brassicaceae. Gene Ontology annotation, biological process: negative regulation of DNA-templated transcription.
AUGCCCAUCAGAGAAAACCUUUUGCAGAAAACGCCUUCCUUACACCUCUCCUCCACUGAUGCUUCUUCCUCAAGAAAGCUCCGUGAAACUCUUCUUCUUUCUUCAUCUGUUCAUCACCCUCAAGGUUCUUCUCCACCUCCCAAACCUCCCUUCAAGAGAAAAAUCAAAUGUAAAACUGUUCACAAGCCUUCCUCAAGGCUCAAGCUCUCUUCCUCCUCUCUAAAUUCUCAUGUUACUCUCACGACUUAUCGGAAUCAUCGCUCUGUAUUAACCUCUGCAAAUGCAAUCAUUCUGGACCCUCCCCUAAACUCUCAUGUUUCUCUCACUUCUUCCUGGAAUCACCGCUCUAAGUCCACCGUUGGAAGCUCGUCUAAGCCUGUGUCAUCAUCUCCUUCUGACCAAAACUAUGGCUUUUCCCGUGAACCUGAAUCAAAGUCAGUUGACAUCAAGGCUUUGAACCGUGUUGAUUCUGAAGAUCCUUCAAUCUCAGACAACUCGAGUCCUGUCUUGGUUGAGACUGUAAAUAAAAAAACAUGUGAUACGAGGACACAGCAGAAACUGAAGAAACCGAAAGCUGGUUCUUCAGGGAUAAGGAUUCGGGCGAAUUCACCAAAGAUAGCUAGAAGGAAGACAAAGGGAAGAACAUCCUACACAUCAAAGAGGAAGGGAAACUUGAGUUUCGCAAUAGUGUUGACUGCGGUGGAUCCAGAGAGAGAUUUCAGAGAAUCCAUGGCUGAGAUGAUUGUUGAGAACAAGAUGAAGGAACAGACAGACCUGGAGGAUCUUCUUGCGUGUUAUCUUUCGCUGAACUCGAGUGAGUAUCAUGACAUUAUCAUCAAGGCUUUCGAGAAGACAUGGUUUCAUUUGUCUCACCUCACCUGAGAACUCCCUCUCUCCGAAGCCAUGCGCAUGCAACUUUAUCAAACACACGUGUAACCU